AUGGCACCGAAAAGCUGGCUGGAUAUCCCUCGAGGAUCGCAUUUUUCACUAGCUAAUAUUCCCUUCGGCGUUGUAACAACACCGAAAUGCAGCGACAGACAUGCAGCAAUUGCUGUUGGCGAUCAUGUUCUGGAUCUGCACGAGUUUGCUCAGCACCAAGGCUUCUCUGGUCUGGAAGAUUCCACCGCUAGCCUGAUUGCAAGCUUUUCAAAGCCUGUACUCAAUGACUUCGCGGCUCUUGGUCAGGAGGUCCACACCAAUGUCCGUCGAUAUCUACAAGAAAUCUUGAAAUACGACACCCGAUUUCCCUCCUUGCUGAAAUCCAAUGUCGGAGCAAAGGAGUCCUGUCUAUUCCACAAAGAUCAAGUCAAAAUGCACUUGCCCAUGAAAAUUGCGGGCUUCAGCGAUUUCUUUGCCGGCAAACAUCACGCCUACAAGUGUGGUCGUAUCCUUAGGGAUCCUAGCAAGGCUUUAUCGGCUAACUAUUUUCAUCUUCCCAUCGCCUAUCACUCGAGGGCUUCGUCAGUGAUCGUUUCAGGGACCGAUAUUCGCCGACCGUUGGGACAAUUCUUGCAGAAUCCCUCCGAUAAAGAGCCGAGCUUCGGUCCUUGCAGUCAGCUAGACAUUGAGGUCGAACUGGGAGCACUAAUUUGCCGUGGGAACAGCCUAGGUGAGGCAAUUGACGUCAACAAGGCAGAUGAGUACAUCUUUGGCUUUGUUUGUCUGAAUGACUGGGGUGCUCGGGAUUUCUACAGCUGGGAAGCGGUGCCUCUAGGGGCAUUCAAUUCAAAAUCAUUCGCAACCACUAUCAGUGCUUGGGUCAUUUUAAAAGAUGCUCUUGAACCAUUCCGUGUCAAGGGCAUCGAAAACGACACGAAGCUGCAUCCCUAUCUCCAGCAGAGAACGGUAGAAAAUGUUUAUGAUAUGAAGUUAGAAACUUCAAUUCGAGCAUCAAAUGGUGAUUCUGGAAUCUUGUCGCGAACGAAUGGACGUUAUCUCGUAUUCUCAUUCGAACAAAUGAUAGCUCACCACACAGUCAGCGGGUGCCCAUUGGAAGUGGGAGACUUAAUAGCGUCAGGAACACUUGCUGGUCCCGAACCUGGGAGUUUUGGGUGUUUCCUCGAAGGCAGUAAUGGAGGCAAGCAGGGUAUUGACAUUUCCGCCACAAUGAGGCGAACUUAUCUGGAGGAUGGAGAUAGUAUCAAUAUCCGGGGAUGGUGUGGCGAGGACGACUUAAGCUUGGUCGGCUUUGGCGAUUGUGAAGGAACCAUUUUGCCACCUAUAAGACCGGCCUGGAUGUGA
Molecule: messenger RNA, 1302 nt
Organism: Exophiala spinifera
Lineage: Eukaryota; Fungi; Ascomycota; Eurotiomycetes; Chaetothyriales; Herpotrichiellaceae
Product: fumarylacetoacetase
Exons: 2
Coding region: 1-1302 (433 amino acids)
Biological process (GO): L-phenylalanine catabolic process; L-tyrosine catabolic process; homogentisate catabolic process
Molecular function (GO): fumarylacetoacetase activity
Source: RefSeq, a predicted model, not a curated record